GCUCACAAAUAAGAUUUCAGAAAUGUGGCAGAGGAAAAGAUUACCUACAUUUCAGUCUGCUCUUCACACAAUCAUUUAUUAUGACAUCAAAGGAUUUAUAAUGGUGGUUUCCCACUGUCCAAACUGAAAACAACUUGCACUGACAUAUCUUAAAAUACAUCAGUGCCAUUUGUUUUGCCUCAAAAUGCACACAAGUAAUGAUUUCAGUAAGGAAUGUGUGUUGAAACUAGUUUAUUUCUUAUUAAAACUAAGGCCUAGUCCUGGUUUAAAAGUAAUACUGUAAUAACCAACCCUUAGAGCAGAAGUCACAUGGACUACAUUUAUGAUGCGUUCGUUAAUUUUAUAUCUUUUAGGAAAUGUGUAAAAAAUAUUUUCCCUUGUUGUGUUUGACUGAAAUAACAACAGUGUAUGGAUUUACGUUGAGAUGAGUAAUGUAAUUGACUAAAAAUAAGAGGAUCUUUACAGUAUUUGUGUGUGAACUUUAAAGGGGACAUUUCACAGGACAUUUUUAAGAUGUAUAAUAAAUCUUUGGCGUCCCCAGAGUACAUAUUUGAAGUUUUAGCUCAAAAUACCAUAUUAAUAAUUUAUUAUAUCAUGUUAAAAUUGAUUCUUUAUAGGUGUAAGCAAAAAUAUGCCUCUUUUUUGGUGUGUCUUUUAAAAUGCAAAUGAGCUGAUGAAAUGCAAACACUGAUCGCCAUAAUGGUGGUUUGUUGAAAUUGAACCUCAAUUGUGCUGUCAAUUAAUUUCUCUUUUUCUCUCUGCACUAAAUGGCAGUGCCGUGGUUGGAUAGUGCAGAUUAAUUGACCAUCACUAUUAUUAUAAUAAGAUCCCCUUGUGACAUCACAAAGGGUGCCAAAUUUCAAUAACCUAUUUGUUCACAUGCUUGCAGAGAAUGGUUUACCAAAACAAGGUUACUGGGUUGAUCUUUUUCACAUUUUCUAGGUUGAUAGAAGCACUGGGGACCCAAUUACUUAAACAUGGAAAACGUCAAAUUUUCAUGAUAUUUCCCCUUUGAAGCUUAGAGUUUACAUAUUGAUAUUCAAACGCUGUUGUCACGUCCCAUCACUUCAGUCUGGACAGCAAUCCGUCUACACAUGACAGUCAGGAGCCGGUUAGAGCAGUACUUCAGAGUCAUUGACCUUGUGGAAGUAUGGUGUGAAUAACCUUACCAAAUGAAUACAGACAAAGCACAAGUCAGCCUCAAAACCUACAUCCUCACAUUCUGAAUGAUCUGGUAAAGAAUAACUACAACUGAGUGAGUGGAUCAUUUGUGUUAUGUCAAACUUUCUGAACCUAUGAUAUUCCUGUAAAGUACUUCUAUAAAUACAUACCAGGCUUACCAAAUAUGUCUGUGCUUGAAGCAUUUCAAUUAGAAAAGGAAAAAAAAUGAAGAAAACCAUACAUUACAUAACUAGUAGCAGCAUUUUUCAAGUCAUUUCCAUAUCUAUUGUGAUGAAUUGUGUUUGUGUAGCAUUCAUGUAGCUGGCAUGUAAAAGGUCGUUUUGGAUAAAAGCAACUGUUAUGUAAAUGUAUGAAGUCAGUGGAAAAUGCAUAGAAAUCAUCCAAUAAAUCAAGUGUUCAUUAUUUCCAAAGUUUCCCUACUCAAAUAACCACCCAACAGAGAACACUAAAGCUCUAAUGUGCUGCUCCACUGAUGCUGCUUCUCUCCAGUACCGCAGUACACUGAGCUCCCCAUAAAUCACCUUCUAUUUAUCACAGCGCUCCAGCUGUUCCCGCCCACUCCGCGCACACGAUUGGCCAAGUCUCUUUCGUGGCGCCCCGCCUCCUCCAUGGACCGCCCGUGAUUGGUGGAGGGGCUUUCUCCUUGAGCUGUCAAUCAUAGGUUUCUUUCGUGCCCCGCUCUCAAACGCCUUUAACGAUGCACAGUGAUGCUGAAGCCCUGAGCAGUCUCACAGUACAAACGGCUUUCCAAAAAUCCUCUGCGUUAUAUUCACUCUCAUCAUUUUCCGUGGAUUCUCCUGACCCGAAUCUCACACUCUGAGUGGGCAUUUAUUCUUUUUUGGCACAGGGAUUUAUUUUCGCGUCUUUCGGCACUUCAGGCACCAGCAGAUUGUGUUGGUCUCCUUGCGCAGGGUCACUUGGGAGAAGCGACCCGUCUUUACGCACUGGGAAGAUCUGUGGACUGCGGACGCAUCAACGAGGAACGCUUGCGUUUUAUGCGUUUUCCCAACAUUCAAACGGACUGUUGCUGCAAGAACGGCCACGUAACGGUGACAAACAGUCGGCGAAACUCACAACAUGAGCUGCGCAAUGGUGCGACGCGCGCUCGCCGCUGCGCUCCUGGCAUUGCUGUGGGAAGGGCCCACCAGCGCUCAUGCAGCCGAGUUCGGCCACGUGCCCGACAAUAUCACAGUGCUGGAAGGAGAAAGCGUCGUUUUGAGAUGCAAGAUUGAUGAAGAGGUCACUCACAAAGCGUGGUUGAACCGCUCCAACAUCCUCUUUACGGGCACAGAUAAGUGGUCCCUGGACACCCGCGUCUCCCUGGUCAACAAUAACAACAGUGAAUUCUCCAUUAAGAUCGAAAGAGUGAUGGUGUCAGACGAGGGACCCUACACUUGCAGUUUCCAGGCCAGAAACCAGCCUCGCACAGCUCACGUCUACCUCAUCGUUCAGGUGCCAGCCAAGAUAGUGAACAUCUCAGAAGAUAAAUCUGUCAACGAAGGCGACGACGUGAACCUCUUUUGUCUGGCAGUGGGUAGACCGGAGCCUACGGUCACCUGGAAGGACUUCAAAUACGGUCUCAUGAGCGAGGGGGAAUUUCUGGAAAUCACUGAGAUCAAACGCCACCAAGCAGAAGAAUUCGAAUGCAUCACCAACAAUGGCGUCUCUCCUCCAGACACCCGGCGUGUCAAGGUCACCGUCAACUACCCACCAGUAAUUACAGAUGUGAAGAACAUGCCUGCCCAACUGGGAAAAACUGCCAUUUUACGUUGUGAAGCCAUGGCUGUGCCCACAGCUUCAUUUGAAUGGUACAGAGAUGACAGAAGGCCGGUAGAGAGCGAUAACUCGCUGAAGAUAAAGAACGAGAAAACACGUUCCCUGCUGCUUUUCACCAACGUCACAGAAAAACACUUCGGCAACUACACCUGCUUCGCCUCCAACCGGCUCGGCGCUUCCAACGCCAGCAUGUUACUCUUCAUGCCUGGGGCAGUGUACGGCGGAGCGUCAUCUCUUAACACCCGUUUAUCAGGAGCCGGCCUUUGGUUCUGCCUAUCCAUUUCUGUUCUGAUGAAGGUCUAAAACUGUCCUGCCUUUGGAAGGAGUCUUUAAAAACGAACCCAUCACUGUGAACAAAAAGAAAUUAUGCAUUGAUCCAGGAGCCAUCGCUACAGUACAUCUCUCCCGUCAUUCCUUCCUCUUUCCACCCCGCCGCAUAUCACCGCUUCAUUCCCGUUUCCGGCGACGGUCACCUUUUAAUGUCCAAACCCGAUAUGUGAUGCAAGUUAUGAAAAGUUCAACGGUUCGGUGUCUCUUGACGUGCGUGCUGGACAUGCUGUUUGUACUCCGUGGGUUGUGAAUCUGUGAAGGUAACGGUGCUGACAAUAAUAUGGUUACGUUGCUAAAGAUCAGGUGACCCACUAGAAGUGUUUGUGGUGGAUCACCAGCGACCGGUGACUCUCAGAUCCGAGCGCAGAGGUCUGAGCCGAUUGGCGGGGCGUUCUUACACGCGUAGCUACUAUGAAUGAUGUCAAAGCCCAUCUUUUCUUUCUAGCGAGGUGCGUACGUUUCAUCUCGAGCCCUUUAGAGGUCUCGACCCAAGGCGAACAUCAGCACCUUCACUUCAGUUUAUCCGAGAGUCCAUCGAACGGUCCGUCACCCUCGGUGUAAAUAUAUAUGCAGUAGAUGCACCCCAUUUCCCAUCGGGCUCUCUGUUUCAGCAUUUAAGCUUGGAGGAUAUCGCUGCCUUCAAGUCACGUUGGAACGAUCAUAUUUAUGACACACACCUCAAUGUCGUUGGCUGAUCGUAACAAGUUGUGAAUGUUGACUGUACAGUAUGUUUUCUCGCAAUUCAUGUACUGUUGAUGAUGAUGAUCAGGCUUGCCGGAAAUACUAAACAUUUUGUCGAUUUAAGAGGCGACCAAUCUACGUAUGUGGCUGCUCAUCCGUUUUCUCUAUAAACGCUUCCGGUGACCGUCAUAAUUUUGAUUUCGGACCUCAUGAGUGUGAUCUUCCCAUAAAGACUUGAAGGCAGCUGAAGUUUCUGGCGUCUCUUAAGCAGUUCAUCGACUUCCUUGUUGCUUGUGGAUAGCAUGUACCGGUUAGAAAUGUCCCUCUUGUGACCUCACUUCCUGCACCGACCCCCGUUUUAACCCCUGCACUGUGUACAUUUUAAUCUGCAAGGUUAACUGCUAUUACUUUUCGGUGUUAAUAAUGAUGACAAUAAUGAUGAUGAUGAUGAUGUUAAUAAGUAUUUGAAUAAAUAUGAUAGUAAUUCCAUGUGAGAAAAAAAAAUGACAGAGCUGAUCGCAAGCCAUGUGUGUGAAAAUAUUUUGUACUAAAAAUCCCAUUCACUGAACGGCCAAAAAAAAAAUCGUUUUGUGCUCUGUUUUAACAUGAUAAACCUUUUUGAAAUGGAAAUAAUUUGACAACGUCCAUAAAGAAAGCAAUCACGGAAAUGUAAGGGCACUUACACGCUAGAGAAAGACGGACACGUUUGAUGGAUAGGAAUCCAGAAGAUUUUUUGAGGUCAUCCAACAGAAAUUGAUCUCAAGUUCAUCGUAAUAUUCACAAAUGCUGCGUUUAUCCUCUGGAUUCGUCCACAUUAGGGGUGGGCCAUAAAUCGUUAGCUAUGAUAACCAGUAGAAAUUUGUCACCCUGUAGCGAUUUCGAGGUUACGCACCCACAUCAUGUUACUAGGCGCAUGGUCACGAAAACGUACAGUUUGUAGACGGAUUUAAGCACCAGAGUUGUAAGAUAACUGAUGUUAAGCCAUUGAAACACAAACAACAGAGCUAAAUGCGCGCACUGUUUUUGUGUGAGAGGAGCGCGCAAGCUGUGCAUCUGUUGCUCAUUAACUCUUUCCCCACCAUUGACGAGUUAACUCAUCAAUUCCCUGCCAAUGACUAGUAUUUCCAGCUUUCCACAAUACCGCUAUUAUCCACCAGAUGACCUCUUUUACAACUUAUACAACACAGAAGUAUCGCCCUAGGGCAAACAGCUGUAUGUCCGUGUAAGUUUUGAGGAUCAUUCUGCAUCUGAUCUCUAUCAAAAGUCCUUCACAAAAAAUUAAAUGAAACUUUUGUGAAAAUCAUGAAAAAUGGUGGCACUGGCUGGUAACAAAAAAAAAAAAACUGGCAGGAAAAGAGUAAAGCUUGUGAGCAUUUUUGCUGCUUGUUUGGCCUUACAUAAACAUAUGCGUCAAAAUUCCCAUCUUUGCAAGUAUCCUGAUAAACACGACAAUAUACUGUAGGUCUUAAGAAAACGUAAAAAGCUG
Messenger RNA from Paramisgurnus dabryanus, 5455 nucleotides. It is a transcript of the gene iglon5, whose product is annotated as IgLON family member 5. Lineage: Eukaryota; Metazoa; Chordata; Actinopteri; Cypriniformes; Cobitidae. The record is from RefSeq and is a predicted model, not a curated record.